Messenger RNA from Anguilla rostrata (American eel), 4320 nucleotides. Its product is annotated as nucleotide sugar transporter SLC35D2. Gene Ontology annotation, molecular function: UDP-glucuronate transmembrane transporter activity; UDP-N-acetylglucosamine transmembrane transporter activity; UDP-N-acetylgalactosamine transmembrane transporter activity. The record is from RefSeq and is a predicted model, not a curated record. Bases 1346 to 2407 code for a protein of 353 amino acids. NCBI's taxonomy places the organism in Eukaryota, Metazoa, Chordata, Actinopteri, Anguilliformes, Anguillidae. The transcript is spliced from 12 exons. Gene Ontology annotation, cellular component: Golgi apparatus.
UUUUAAAAAUAGUUUUUACGCCCCUUUCUCAAUACGAGGGCACCAUGGCUGUUUCCCCUCCUGUGAUUCAAAUCCACAACCCUGGUGUCUGAAACCAAUUUGAAUGAGUUUUUUUUUUUCAGGCCUUGCUUUUUGAUGGAAUAUCCAAAAAGAGUCAAACAUUAACGGGGUAUGGUUUCAAUCAAAUACUACGUUUUCGAAGUUCCUUGAGAAAUAUAAUUAGAUUCUGGUUGGUGCAUUGAAAUACUUCGUUUUUCUCCAUGGGAUUUUGGUGAUCAUCUUGAAAAGAAUGUCUGUAGAAUCUGGUCCUCGUUUAGAAUCUGUUCUCAAAAUGGUUGGGGGGGGGGGGAGCUUAAAUUGAGGUUGAUCCUGGGAUGACAUAAAAUUUUCAGGGCUAUUCAGGCCAGUUGUACAUGAUGUUAUUGGUCAGCAACACCAUUGAUAUGACUAACUAGAUUUUAUGGGUGCUUGAAUUUGGCAUAGUGGGGCUUUGAAAUUCCUUGAACAGAAUCCAUGAAAACUGACCAUAUAGGCCCUUUACUUCAAUUACGCUAGUAAUUUUAGAACUUGGCUGCCUGUAAUUGGCCCUGUAUUAUGCAUAGAUUUACCUGCGGAAUACUGAAAAUGAAUGGAUGCUUCGGAUAGUGGUGUUUAAUGGUGAAAUUUCAUCUUUGGUAACAUUCAGAGGUGCGCACAGUAAUGUCGUGCGUAACUGCUUCACGCACACGAACAGAUUACUAAUCUGUAAUUACUAAUAUUUGAAUCACUUAGAAAAAUCUGUUAGACUUUAGAAGUAAUUAAGUAUAUUUUCCCCUUGAAUUUUUAAAUCAUAUUUACUCUAUUUCCCACCUUUAACAUUUCAAUUACAGUUGUAAUCCACCUACUUUAAUAUCCGUGUCCAACCAAUUCCUUUUUCCCUGCUGCCGCCAAAUAAGGUACUGCAUGUAUUUUUUUCGGGCCGACGUGGCACAUCAUUAUGAAGUUGAGAAAUUAUAGGUAUUUCGGUGUAUUUAAAACUUGUAGAACCUAAUAGGUUUGAUUUCAGUGUGUUGUGAUUAGGUUACUUUCCAUGUGACGCAUUAUCUUUAUUUUUAACUUUUCUAAGAUGCUGUAUAUAAGGAUUAAAGCUAAUAUAUAGCUAAUUCUAUAUGAAAGCGAAUUGUAUUUAACCAUGUCAUCCAAUGUUUCUGUUCGCUAAGCGUUCAGUACAUUUGCUUUAAGGCAGUACGGAGUGUCUCCACAAGGUGGCUGGCAAAGGCAAUCGCUUUGCGCUAAGGGGCGGGCCGAGGCACGGAAGGAGACCAGCCUUGUGUAUGGCGUCACUACCUGCGUAAAUUUAGCAAGUAUGGCGGAAGUUCAGAAACGUCAGCAUGGUCGAAUUAAAGGAAAAGCUGAUUAUAAAAGCGCUACACACAGUGAUGAAGGGACUGGGAUGGCGGCCGAAACGCUGACAGUAUUUUUAAAGCUUUUUGCAGCAGGAUUUUAUGGACUUAGUUCGUUUCUAAUCGUUGUUGUGAACAAAAGCGUCCUGACGAACUACAGGUUCCCAUCAUCAAUAUGUGUCGGAAUCGGUCAGAUGCUGGCCACAGUCAUCGUUCUGUGGGUGGGAAAGGCGCUCAGGGUGAUAAACUUUCCCGAUUUUGAUAAAAACAUACCUCGCAAGACAUUUCCACUACCUCUUCUUUAUGUGGGGAAUCAAAUUACAGGAUUGUUUGGAACAAAGAGGCUUAAUUUGCCCAUGUUCACAGUCCUGAGGAGAUUCUCCAUACUCUUCACUAUGCUGGCAGAGGGAAUCCUGUUGAAAAAGAAAUUCUCCCGUCCUGUCCAGCUGACAGUAUUUGCAAUGAUUUUAGGAGCUUUUGUGGCUGCCAGCACUGAUUUAGCCUUUGACUUACAAGGCUAUGUGUUCAUUCUGCUCAACGAUGUCCUGACCGCUGCCAAUGGGGCAUACGUCAAGCAGAAAUUGGACUCCAAGGAGCUCGGGAAGUACGGGCUGCUGUACUACAAUGCACUGUUUAUGAUUGUCCCCACGCUGCUGCUGGCCCAUUUCACCGGAGACAUACAGAAGGCUAUGGAGUUUGAGGGGUGGUCAGACAUGCUCUUCGCCAGCCAGUUUGUGCUGUCGUGUGUCAUGGGGUUCAUUCUGAUGUACUCAACAGUGCUGUGCACGCAGUACAACUCCGCAUUGACGACAACCAUCGUGGGCUGCAUCAAGAACAUUUUGGUGACCUAUAUUGGGAUGGUGUUUGGUGGGGACUACAUAUUCACCUGGACCAACUUUAUUGGUUUAAAUAUCAGUAUUGCUGGAAGCCUGGUGUACUCCUACAUCACCUUCACAGAAGAACAGUCAAGUAAGCAGAGCGAAAGCAACAACAAGCUGGAGUUGAAAGGGAAGAUAGCUGUAUGACUGUAACGUAAAGGGUCCCUCCCCCCUCCCCCCAAUUGUUUGGCUCCACAAAAACUGGUUUUAUUUAUUGCUUUGUAUGCCCAGGAGCUGAAGAUAAGCCAAACCAAAAGACUGCUAAGUUUGUGGGGGGAUGGGGGGGGGGGUUGAGUGUGAAGCGACAAUAACAGGAAAGUGUCUUGCCCUCACACCUGUGUGUGUGGCGAGGGGGGAGUUUUUUUUUUUUGUUUGUUUCUUUUUUUUUUUUUAAUCAGUGUUAAGGAAUGUGUUUUGUCAUUCCUGGUUUUGUUUACCAUUGCAAUAAUUUCAGCCAGUCAUGUAAACGACUGCUCUUGGACCAGUCAGAUGCGGUCAAAUGGCUCAGAUUUAAAAAAUAUUUUAGCAGUGUUUAUAUUUGUGUUUGAAUGUUUAUCUUUUUUUUCUUUUUUUUAAUAAAGGGAUGUCUUGGGUCACAUGCAGAUGUGAAAAUGUGGCAAAAAACACAUUGGACAGAUUUUUAAGUCCAGUUUGGGAUGAGAAUAUUAAUUUAGUGUUACACACCUUUGUGACGAAUCUGUAUGGAGCACAGUAUAGCAGAACGGUCAGAAGGAAUCUGCGAGGCUGUGUGUGUUCAUAGACUGUAGAGUUCAAUUUAAAAGGCAUUGAAAAUGAUAUCUAUUCAGAAAGAACCAGAAUUUUUAUAUUUAUUCCUCAGUGUUUACACUAUUGUAUGGAAUAUAUGGUAGAAAGCAAAAAAAUGGCGUUUUAUGACACCAUUGCUUUAAAAUGCUGGAGCCACAUGUAGUAAGAUUUGUAUCAUUUGUAUUUGUAACCUAAUGUGGUUUGUAUUUGACAAAAGACUAAUAACAUAGCUAGUGAAUGCACUUUUAACAGUUUACAACCAUGUGGGUGUUUUCUUAUGUAUAUUGUGGAGAUGUGGUGAAAUGAGGGUGUAUUUUCAAAUGUUUACCUUUUUAUUUCAACAGAAAUGCCUUAAGGGGGAGAACGCCAGCUGGCAGUUGAAAUUGAAAUAAGACCUCCUACGUAUUCGUUGACUGGUCAUUUGUUAAAACGGGUCAUUGUAAAUCCGUGAUAAAGGAGAGAAGGUAAUGUGAAAUCCACUUCAUGGAUUUUAUGGGAAAGGAACUUAUCAAGUUUAUUUUUGUUUAAUUGUUUUUUUAUUAUAACUGUACACAAAAUGCAUUUUUUAAAUUCUGAAGACUAAAGCAUCGUUUGCUAGAAGGUAAACAGGUCAGUAAAUACAAAUCAUGUCACAAUGUGGUUAUAUUCUUGAACUAUUCCAUCAGAACAUAAGUAUUAUAAAUUUUGUUUGUUCUUUUCUUUCCAAGCUGUUUGUCCAAAAACAACUUUUUUUAUUUGAAUCUUUGUCCUCAGAAGUGACUCCAUUGCACAAGCAUUUUGUGACGAUUGAGUAUUGUUCUUUAUUCUGAAUUAUGGGAAUCACAAAGUCCAGUCCUGGAGAGACAGUGUUUGUGGUUUCCUUUUAGUCACCUGCCAAUUUAGGCUUUGGAAACAAGGUGUGUGGACUAUAGCCAAGUGCUGGAAAGGAAGCAAACUGUGGACUUCUAGGAUUUGAGUUUAAGAUCCUUACUGUAUGUGUGUGCUUGACUUGUUACAAAUUCUGUCACAAGAUGGCAAAUUCAUAAUUAUGAUGGCUCAUAUUCCGAUGUCUUCAUUUUAUAGUCACCAUUUUGGAAAAUGUGAAAUGAAUUUUUUCAUCAAUUUUUCUAUGUUAAGUCAUACCAAUUUAACAUGCGUUUUGGCAGGAAAUAUUUAUGUAUUUUGAGCUUUCCAGGUUCCAAUGAGCACCAAGUGAACAAGUGGACAUCUGUCCAGUUUGUAUACUAUAGUAUGGAAGGUUCUUCUUGUGACUGCAUAAUGUGCAAAAUUAAAGUGCCUACAUUUCAUUAAUCAAA